UCUCUACCUACUACAAAAGGUUAAGGACACAAUAGAUAAAAUUAAUAAUAUUUAAUAAGGAAUCUCCUCCAGAAAACUGAGCAAUAACCUAAAAAAUGCAUUUUUACUAUACGAUCGUCGAUUAUUCACGUAAUCGUGGCAUCCAUCUUAGUGUUUGUUUAGCAAGAUGGCGCCGCUGUGAUAUCUCAGGUGAGACAUUUAUGUGUUAUUAAUAUCAUUACGUAUUUCGAGUUCAACGCGUGUGAAGGUACAUAAUCAGGAUUUAAGUGCGGGGCAGGUAUGACUGAUAACGAGAUGGACUCGAAGGACGAGCAGAAGCCUUCACCUGAAGAAGUUAAACCAAAAAUAGAUACUUCAGACACAGACUCUCAACCACCUCAGAUUUCCGUUACUUCUGGCGGAGGUGUGAUACGAAGAAAUUUUAUAACUACAGCUGGAACCAUAGUCGAAACAAACGAAGAACAGCCGCCAGAACCCACCACCGAAGAGAUUGUUAACACAGAAAAUUCAACUCCACAGGAACAAAGUCCUGUGGAACAUAAAAUUGAGCCAACAGAGACAACAACUUAUCAAGAUCUGCGCAUGGAAACGCAUCAAAGGGAACAGUUUACGGAACCAAAACAGUACACAGUAGAAAUGCCAGCAGAAAGCUUCUCAGGACAAAACUUUUCACAGGAUAUCGGUUACACCAGUAAUAUAGCUACUGUUAAUAUAGAAGGUAAUGAGGUGCCUAUAACGAUAUCUUCGGAAAUAGAUCAACCCGGAGGUGAUUAUACAAGUCUGCAGACAGCCCAAUACAAUAACGGUUAUACCGACGGUCCACAGUAUUUACAACAACAUCAGUAUCAAAAUUUAUACGUUGACAGAGGCAGUGUUGAAAAUUCACCUCCAGCAACUUUAUUGUUUAAAGACGAUCCCAAUUUAGCAACAGCUAGAUAUCCGACAAACUACGACGUAUCUAGCAGUCAAUCGCAGCUGAAUCUUCUUCCAAAUGACACCUACUUCACCACAACAGCCAAUUGGGCUUCAACGAGCACCGGAUCCUACCAACAACAAUACAGCAAUACCAUCAACAUCCUUCACCAAGCGGACAGUACGCAGUCAUAUGGAGGAGGUCCCUACGUGAAUACAGCAUGGUCAUCCAGUCCGAUGGAGGAUGGACGUCCACCAAGCCAAGAGGUACUAGUCAAAGAGUGCGUGAAUUGUGGUGCUAGUGUUACACCCCUUUGGCGUAGAGACGGUACCGGGCAUUAUCUAUGUAACGCGUGCGGGUUAUACCACAAAAUUAAUGGGGUUCACAGACCUCCGAUUAGGCCUUCGAAAAAACCACAGGCGACAGGAAACAGAAGAAAUGGUGUUUCAUGUGCAAAUUGCAAAACAAACAACACAACACUUUGGCGAAGAAACAAUCAAGGGGAACCAGUUUGCAACGCUUGCGGUCUCUAUUUUAAAUUGCACGGGGUUAACCGACCGAUGAGUAUGAAAAAGGAUGGCAUCCAAACACGUAAGAGAAGACCCAAAAACUCCGGUGGAAAUCCUGGCCCAUCUGGUCAAGUCAGGCUUGGUAACAUCUACCAAUAUCAACAUGCUCCAGAACUUGAAAUACAACAGGACACCUACCAGUUGCCUAUUAAUGUAUAUCCUUCACCCACUCAAGGACCUUACAGACAAUACGCUGCUGAGAAUCUUCGAGGCUUAAAGUAAGUUGUGCUCAGCCAUUGCAACCAAUUAUUACCACAGAUGACGAACAGACAAGCGUCAUAACAUCUACCUCACAACAAGCACGGUUUCGAGUCGAUACAGAAGAGGACGAUGGUAGUAACAACCCACCUGCCAAUGCUUAGGAUCAAUUUUAAUAAUGUAGUGUUUAAAGUUUAGUGUAUACCAUUUUUCUAAAUAUAAAGUAUAGGUCGACAGAAAUAUCUGAACCUCCCAAGGUCAGACCGAUCGAAAACUUUGGUUACGCGACGUUGUCAGGUCAAUAGGGUUUCAAAUGUUUUUCGGUUUUUUAUUUGUUACCCGUUUCACAGUAAAAUUUCUUCUGCAUACUCCUGCGUAAAUUUUAAAACAUUGUGCGUAAAAUUUCACGCGCUUGUGCACAUAGUGUCCUAUUUUUCACGGCACUUACAAUAUUCUACUACUACUAUCGGUUUACAGCGUUCUAUUCUCUGUUUAACCAUAGAACUGGAGGGAUUUCUCUUUUCUCUAGCUCUUUUGCAGUUCGCUCCCUCUAGCUUCUUCUCGGCCUUCCUCUUUUCCUUGCCCUUUGUGGUGUCCACCACAAAAUCUGUUUAGGGAUCCUGUUAUCUGGCAUUUUCUGUAUGGUCGUACCAUAUUAGUUGUUUUGUUUUUAUGCCAUCAAUUAUUGUAUGUGUGACUCCCAUCAUUUCUCGUAUUCUCUCAUUUGGUAUCCGAUCUCUUCUUGAUUUGCCUGCUGCUCUUCUCCAGAAGUCCAUUUCAGUUAGUAGUAACAUUCUCCCUGUUCUUUGUUUCAGUGGUGAAACUUUACUGAAAUAAUAUGAUUAUAUGAUGAUCUACCAUGUAUGUUUCUAUCUUUUAUAGCAGCAUCGAGUGUUUCAUUUUGAUUUAUUUUCAUGCCCAGGUACUUGUAUUCGUCACAGUAUUUAAUUUCUACCCCAGCUUCUAAUGUAAUGGGACUGCUUUGCCUCUCCAAUACACAUGGCUUCAGUUUUCUUAAUGUUGACUUCGAGACCCCAUUUAUAUUCUUCUAUUAGUUUCCGCAUCAUGUAACUCAAGUCGACAUGAUCCUGAGCAAUCAGAAUUUGGUCAUCAGCGAAACAAAGUGUAUAGUGUUUUAUCGUCAUUGAGAGGGAAUAUCAUGCCAUUAUAUUUUCAAUUUACAGCUUGAGUGUUUGUUCCAGAUAAAUUUUGAAAAAGGUAGGCGAAAUACAGCAACUCUGGUUCGAUCCUUUCAUGACCUUAAAUCCCCCAGACAUCCUUGAUGCAGUUUUAAUUUUUGUAGUCGUUCCAUUAUACAGAUUUUGGACUGCUUUGAUAAGACCAUCGACCAUGCUUAAUGUUGGUUUGCUGUAGGGUUGACCAUAGUUUGCUGAGGGGCGUACUGUCAUAUGCUUUUUUUAAUACUAAAUAUACCAGGUAAACUUCUUCAACGGCUGUUUUUUUCUCAAUAACUUGCGUAAUAGAGCACAGGCAAAUUGUAUACUGUGUAUCGCCCAGCUCUAAAACCAGGUUGCUCCUCUGCUUCGUAAUCUCUAUAGUCAUUUUCUAUUUUGUUCUUAAUAAGUUUCCCAUACAUCCUAAUUAUUGUUCUGUUUACCGCAAUUCCUCUGUAAUUUUCACACUGAUUCUUGCUGCCAUUUUUGUGGAGAGUUGACAUGAUAGAUAAUUUCCAUUUUUUUUUUUUGGUAAUUCGGUGCCAUUUACGCAGUCUAAAGACACUUGUAAUAUCCAUGUUUAUUGAAACAUAUUAAAUUAAUUCUAAAUAUACAACUAUUAGACAAUUUUAUCUGGCAAUGUUGCAAAAUCACUGAUUUCGUGUUACUCUUUGCACCAACGGAUUCAACUGAAGUCCCUUCUCCUGGAUUUGCUACCUGGGUGACCUUCGCGAAUUCAGAUAUUUCUGUACCCUUGUAAUUACCCGAUUUUCGAUGUGUGCCAUUUCGAGAAAAGAAAUUCUUCUCUAAUAUUAGAAUAUAAAAUUUUAGCUAAUUUUUAAUGGAAAAGCGGACAUUCUAUUUUAUAAUACUCUGUUAAAUGUACCUAACAGAAAAUGUGUAGGUGUUAUUAAAAUUGUGCAAAUUUUAACACUAGUGCGAAUUUUAAAGAUUUGUAAGAAUUUUAUGAACGAUUUGUUUUUGGUAUAUUUAUUUUAUUUUUUCAUUUAAAAGUAUUUAACUUAUUUGUAAUAUUAUAAUUUGCUUCAAGUGAUAAUACAGGGGAAAUAAAGGGAUACAGAAGCCAAGUGGAAGACGUAUACUGGCCUAUUUUCGGUAAAAUUGGAAAAAGCACAUGCUCAAAAAUAUUCUAUCAGAGUCCACUAUCGGAAUCCUUCUUCUUCUUCCUCUUUAUAAGCAAUUCUGUUUGUUCAUUGGAGGGUAGAUACCUCUAUGAAAAGUCGUCACUCCAUCGUUUGCGCGAUCGACCGAUACUUCUUCUACAGAUUGGUGAUUUAUCUCUUGUAAUUUUGACCACAAGCGUUUUCCCCAUUCUACAUAUAUGAUUCUGCUUAUUCCAUUCUUUUUUCUAUUUAGUGAUUAUUUGUUUAUCCACUGUACGUUACAUUGUCUUCUAAUGUCUUUGCAGUUUCCAAUAGUUUUUGUGUUGUGGCGGUAUCGGGUCUUGUUUCUGAUGCAUGUGUCAUUAUUGGUCUUAUACUAGCUUUAUAAAUUUUUGACUUCAUCUCAGUGUUAAUAUGUCGGUUUCGCCAUAUAUUGUUAUUGAGACAUCUUGCCAAUCUAUUUGCUUUUUGUACUUGAUUUCCCUCUUCUUUGUCCAGGUCUCCAUAGCUUAACAAUGUAAUUUCAAGGUAUGUAUUUUAUUUCCAUUACUUGUUCAAUAUUGAUAUAGUCCAGGAACCGAAGCUUUUCACCUCGCAAUUUUUACAGAAUGGAUAGAUUUGCUUGAAAUUUUGAGGAUAAGUAGUGGAUAGUCCAAGGAUCAAAAUGUAUAUGAUGCCAAAAGGCGCUUUUACCAUGGGGGUGGUUGCCACCCCAUCUCGGAGGUGGAAAUUUUUUAUUAUAUUUUGACCGCAAAGUUAAUAAAAACGUUCAUUCUAAGCAAAAAAUGUUCUGUACAUUUUUUUGAUAAAAUUAAUAGUUUUCGAUUUAUUCGCUAUUGAACGUGUUAGUUUUAUAUAGAAAAAAUCAAUGUUUUUCGAUAUAGGUACUCAUUUACUAUUCACCCAAUUUUUGCCGUAGAAAAAAAUUUUCACACCAAGGUCGUGGGAAUUAAAUAACUUAAAAUUUCAUAUUUAAACAUUUUUUCGUAUCUCUGAUAAUCAUCUUUCUAUUCUGAAGAAAAUGGCAUUUUUUACCAAACUACAAAAAUUUGUUAUUCGCUUUUAACUCCAGUUUCUUAAAAACUAAUUAUUCUAAGUCAGUCAAACUUCUAGAAUCUAUUAAUAAUACAUAAAUAAAGAAGACUAAAUAAGGCCAAUGACUAAAAACACCGCUAACUUACAUUGUUGUGCUUCCAAUUGGAUUUCUCCAUUUUUUUUUUCAAAAAAAUAUAUUGAUUUUUUAACAGUAACUUUUUUAUUUUUUAUUUUGGAAAGUUUGGUAAAACAGAGUUUUGUAGAGUUUUACAAGAUCUAUAAGUCUAAUAAUAUUAAAUGCUUUUAAAAACCUCAGUCACAAAAGGAGGUGACUUUGAAAGGGUUAGUAUAGAUGGUUUUUUUAUGUUAUUACAAGUUUUAAUUAUAUAGCUCACUCAAUUUUUCCAUCAGAAAAAAUUUUUGCAAACCAAUUUCUUGGGAAUUAAAUAACCUACAAUUUUAUAUUUUAACAAUUUUUCGUAUCUCUGAUGCUAAUCUUUCUAUUCUGAAGAAAAGCGCAUUUUUUACGAAACUACAAAAAUUCUUUAUUCGCUAUUAACUUCAUUUUGAUAAAAACUAAGCCAGUCAAACUUAUUUAACCUAUUAAUAGCACACAAAUAAAGAAGACGAAGGAAGGUCAAUGACUAAUUUAAAUUAGGGUGGUAAUUAGGAGUUGUUUCCGAUCACUUUUUCGUUGAAAAAAAUAGGGACUGUAAAAGUCACUUAAUUUUUGAGCUAGAGUUUUUUUUUUUGUAUUUCUGGUAAUAGAUAUUUUUAAAUAAUUUAAAUUAGUUUAAACAAGUUAUCUUUGAAAAAGGCAUAGUUUAUCUGUCUUUUGAUUUUGAAACUACAAUAUUUAGCAUUUGACGAAGAAGAGCUUACAUAUAAUAAAGUAUAACUCGAUUACUAUUGGUCUUAAAGAAAAUUAAAUAAACGGUUUUGUUUAUUUUUUCAAAAGGUACAUUUUUGUUAAGUAGAGUUGUUUUGAUAAAACGAAAACUUUCUGAGUUAUUAGCAGAAAACUGAUUAAAAACAUUGAUUUUUUCGAUAUAAAACUAUAGCACUUUCGAUAGGGAAUAAAUCGAAAACUAUUAAUUUUAUCAAAAAAACGUAUAGAACAUUUUUUGCUUAGAAUGAAUGGUUUUACCAACUUUUGCGGUCAAAAUAUAAUAAAAAAUUUCCACCCCCGAGAUGGGAUGGCAACCACCCCCAUGGUAAAAGCGCCUUUCUGCAUCAUAUAUAUUUUGAUUCUUGGACUAUCUACUACUUAUCCUCAAAUUCUAUUUUACAUCUGAUGGGUUCUUUACUGAUUUUUUUUUAGUUCUUUACUAUUGUUUUAGUUUUCUGAGAUGAAAUUGUUAUAUUGAAUUCUUUUGCUCUUAUGUUAAAUCUGUAGACUAAUCUUUGCAGACUAUCUUCAGCUUGGGCUAUCAAUAUUGCGUCGUCUGCGUAGCUGAAUAUUUUUACUUCUUUGUUUCCCAUUCUAUAUCCUCUUCCUUUGUUGACGUUUUUGAUGAUUUCAUCCAUGAUUAAAUUGAAGAUCAUAGGAUUCAAUGAGUAUCCCUGCCAUAUUAUACUGUCUAUAUCUAUAGUUUCUGUAAGUGGGCCAUCUAUUCUGAGUUCCAUUUUGUUAUUUUGGUAGAUGUUUUCAAUGGUUUUUGAAUACAGAAGAUGGAUUACAUCUUUGAUUCUUUCUCUGUUAAAUGCUUUCCUCUAGUCAAUCAGACAUAGAAAUGCUGGUAUAUUAUACUCUAGUGAUUUCUCAGUAAUUUGCUUUAUGACGCUUAUCUCAAAUACGCCUAGAUUUGCAGGUACAUCUAAUAUGCCAGCUAAAUUUUAAGCAAUUUAUUUAAGCUUAUUUAUAUAAGCUAAGUCAAAAUUAUUGAAAUCAUUACUUAUACUAAUAUAAAGAAAUUCUAGUAAGGAUUUCUAUAAAUUUGAAUUUUUGUGGAAAUGGCGUAUGUUUUAUUUUUCACUUUUUCCUAAAAAAUUCGAAAGGGCUCUCUUAUUUUCAUCAUAACUUGCUUAAUUUUGACGCUAUUAACUUCUACUGGAGCUCAUUUGAUAGGUAUGCCAAAGUACUUUGAUAAGUGCAUUAUACGUAUAUUUUAUAAAAUGCAUCGUUUUCCCGUUAUUUAAGCUUUAAAACUUAGAUUUGAGUAGGUACUCGUCUAAAAAAAUAUACAUACAUUCAAUUACCCCUAACUCACUUUUAAUUAACAUCAGUUUAGUUUCUUAAGCUAGUAGUUUAUUUCUUUUUUAUUAGCUUCAAUUUUGGUAAUUAGAAUUUUUUUAAAAACUUAUAGUUUAUGAGUUAUUCAUGAAUAAUCGGUUAAAAACAUGGAUUUUUCUCACGAAAAAUUAUUAAAAUCUUUGAUGUUUAAUAACUCAAAAAUUUAAAGAUUUAUUUUAAUAAUUUUAUAUAACACAUUUUGCUUAGAAUUUGACCCUCUAUCUAUUUAUGGUAUUAUUUUUAAUAAAAUAAUUUUACCCCCGAGAAGGGGUGAAAUCGACCCCCAGGAUAAAAGCACAAUUUGGCUUUAUGUCACCUUUGUUCCUUGAGGUAUUCUCAAACUACUCACCAAUUUUCAUGAAAAUCAAUGGAGGUUCAACGAAAUCGGAGACGAAAACCUUCAGUGACUGUACUACAGCACCUUUGGUCAAAAAUGCUUGGUGAUGAGUUUACCUAUUUGAUGUGAUCAGUUGACGGAUCUCCAAAUGAUGCCGGUAAUCAGUUUGCUGUAUCUUGAAGAGUGUAAUAAUUUUAGGGAGGGGGCUAUAAAUGAUGAGUUAAUACACGUCCAAAUAAUCGACAUAUCUCAAAAGAUUUGAAGAUAUAUAAAUAAAUGUACCAAAAAGAUCGUAAAAUUUAGAUUACUGUUUAAAAUAAUAAAGUACUAAUAAGCACCUACGACUGCCUUCAUAGACGAAUAUAGGUUUGUUUCUCUAGCUCUUGAAACCUUGAGAACUAUUUUCAUGUACAUUAAAACAAUUUCCGUAAAAUUAGUAAAUUAGUACAAUUAGUAAAAAGUGUGGUACCUGUUGCUUGUCUACAAAUACCUAUAAUAUACUUUUACAUUUCAUUAUAAUGCUGAUCUCUAGUAUAAUAUACUACUGCAGAAACAAAUCUAUGAUUUUAAAUACUUUGUUAUAAAAUUUUUAAAUAGAACUUUAAAAUUAUUGGUUUAAAAGUUACCACAGAUAAAUCUGUAAAUAUUUAAAACGUUUAAUAGAAUAGUAGUACAUACUUAUAUAUCAUUUUCUAACUUUUUAUAUUGAAAUUAUUUUUUAAACGAAACAAAAAAUAAUUUCGUCUGUAGGUUUUUGGUAAACAUUAGCUGUAAGUUGUGAAGUUGGGAAAUUAUUGUUUUUAAGUGUGAAUAUGGGCUUGGCUUUCGUUUGAUAUAUUUUAUAGUUCAACUGGCUUUUAAAAAAGUUUUUUCCUUGUCUAAAAUCUCACAUGGAAUGUAUCUGGCGACUUCUUCUUUUUCUGAAGCUGCUUAUCCAUUCCGAAAAUUGGCAAUCAGCAGUUCUCAUCUUAUUUACAGUUCCACAGAAUGGUCAGUGAUUGUUAGUUAAAAAUAUUUUCUUCAAUUUUUCUAGACAAGAAAUACACUUUAUUCCAGGACAUUAUUUUUAAUCGAGUUUUUGCUAACAAAUUAGUUGUAAUAGAGUCAGUUUAUUGCAUAUAAUUUUGUUGCGUUGUUCUGUUCGUCGGUUUUCUGGUUCCGAUAAGACUUGCCUUUAGGAUACAGCUAGCAUUCGAUAAAGCUUGCCUUUUGGAUACCCAACUACCGUUCGUAUGCUUCGUUUCAAGUUUCGACAUACCUCCAGCUGAGAUUAAAUUGGAUGAUACUAGAGGUGAGAAGUUACAUAAAUAUAUCAAAGAAUAACACAGGUAUCCUAAGUCGAGCUCAACGAUGACAGAAUCCUCAACAAAAGGGCAAGAUUUGGCUUGACCCUGAUGAUCAGUAUGCAUAGGAACUGCAAAAGUACAGCUUAUCGAUUCAUUACUCUUAAAAAGUUUUCCGCAAGAGGGGACAGAGAAGUUACUAUAGGGAUAAGUAACUUUUGAAGCCAAGGGUUCAUAGCGACGUCGCUUUUUGACGCUUGGAUCUUUUUAUCAUUGCGAGGAACCGCAGGUUCGGAUAUUUGGUUGGCGCACUUACUUGAGCGGGUAAUGGCGCAGACCCACCAUCCGUGGUAUUAUACCUAAACGACUCUAAGGCCGUAUUUUUUCUAGUCAAAGAUGGCAACAUAUCACUCGGAGUUCGUAGAGUCGAAAGGGUCAAACUUCACAUUUGGCAAUCGUAGGUCGCUACGAUUGUUGCACGAGUUUUUAUUUCCGUUGGGAAUAUUGGUUAACGCCGUUAACGGUAGGGAUCGAUCUUUGCUGGUAGUCCAGAUCUUAGUAUGAAAAUGGGUUAUAAUCUUUUCGAUGUUGGAACUUGGAAAUGUCUGUAGACGAUUUACGUACCUGGCAGGGUGUUUUACCUAAUAGAGCAGUUUCCACGUUGCUAUCUAUUUAGAAUCAGCUCUAAGAUUAGGUAUUCGCCUUUUCCCAAAAAAGGAUGUAUUUUAAUCAAACUCUGUUUACUCUGAUUGGAGUACGAAGGGAACCAUUCUCGUUGGAACUUUACCGCGCUGAGAAGAUGGGACGAGAAUUAUAAAUUGUAAAAUUCCGUCAUCUUCCUUAGUCUUAGCAUCCGUUAUGGCUUGAAAAUUGUAGAAGCCUCGGAGGUGUAACCAGAGAAGGUUUCCAUUGUUUUCAGUCUGGUGGGAUGUGGAGUAGCAUUAUGCUGUUUUAUAUGCCAUUAGAUUGAAAACUUAGUCUGAUGUAAUUUAAGUUUUGCUCUUUAUUCUUAUCUCUACUUAUUGUUUUUUAUCCUUUUUGUCUAACAUCAAGCUUCAGUUUUGCAUUAACCAGAAUAGUGCGAAGUCUUAUUUGAAGAUUCUACUUUUUCCUAAUUAGUACCUCACCUUGUUUCCAGACUUUCUCAAGAGCCCAGGUGCAAAAUUUCGGGGCAAUGAUUUUUAAGUGCAUUAAUUUUUUUCGAAUCUUGAGAAAACUAAUUAGUAUUUUUGAAAAAUUUAAACGCAGAAUGAAAGAUUACAUUAUUACCGAGGGCUAAAAGACCCUGAACCUUCUAUAAUGUCUAUUGUAAUAAGUUACAGGGGUGAGAAAGAAGAGAUAAUUUAAUGUGAUUUUUCGUUUAAAAUUUUUAAAGUUAUUUUAAAAUUUUCAAAAUAUUUAUUAGUUUCCUCAGGAUCCGAAAAAAAAAAAUGCAUUUAAAAAGCAUUGCUUUGCAAUUUUGCGCCUACUCUCUUCACGACAACUAGAAACUUUUUUCAUUUGAACUUUUUUCAUUUGAACUAAUUUUAAAUUCUUGGAUAUUUCUUUCUUGGACUUCUAAAGUGCUUAGAUAUUGGAUAUUUUUUAAUGUCGUUUGCCUUGUUGUAUUCGUGGUACCAGAAACGCCAGAAAUACAAUUCAGCCAGAAAUACAAGUUUUAAAAAUAUUUUUCUCCAUUCGAUUCUUCAAAAUCUUUCCAUUUAUUCUACCCAUAAUUCAGGUUAGAUAAGUAGAUCAAGACUAAUAAGAGUAAAAAUACUCUUAUUAGUCUUCAGGCUUUAUGUUCUUUAUCCUCUUAUGUCUUUAUUCUUUUCUCAAAUUUUUUAUCAAUUUCCAGAUUUCCGUGCUUCCAGUUCCUCAUAGAUUUGCUUAUCUCUUAGUGGUAGAACUUUGAUUUUUGCUGAUUCCUUUUAGUCAUUUUUGAUUUUAGACCAAGUCUAAGAAAUCAAAAUAAUAUCUUUGUCUUUCUUAAUACAUAUACCUAUACAAAUUUUUUCAAUAUUAGCCAAAUAUACACACUAUAUAAACUUUUGAUCUGUGAUAUUGGAUUUGUCAGGAGUGUGUUGCUUUUCACUUUAGCUUAUGUAAAACGUUUUAUUUAUUUUUGCUUUUGUAAUCAUUAACGUAAAAUUAAUUAUAAUUCGUUUGUUAAAAAUAAAUAAAAACUUAAAA
Messenger RNA from Diabrotica virgifera virgifera (western corn rootworm), 11039 nucleotides. RefSeq names its product GATA-binding factor 6-B. The transcript is spliced from 7 exons. Gene Ontology annotation, biological process: cell fate commitment; positive regulation of transcription by RNA polymerase II; negative regulation of transcription by RNA polymerase II. The record is from RefSeq and is a predicted model, not a curated record. NCBI's taxonomy places the organism in Eukaryota, Metazoa, Arthropoda, Insecta, Coleoptera, Chrysomelidae. The coding region runs from base 280 to 1704 and encodes 474 amino acids. Gene Ontology annotation, molecular function: zinc ion binding; DNA-binding transcription factor activity, RNA polymerase II-specific; RNA polymerase II cis-regulatory region sequence-specific DNA binding.